CCGUUCAUUUAGUCAUUAAAGCGAGAAACUCACCGACAGUCGCCGUCAGCUGCCGAGCCAUGUGUGUUUGGGCUUCUAUCAUGCGGUGACAGCGGGGAGAAACAUAGAAACAGGAUCUGUGAAUGCAGUGCAAAGUCCAGACAUGAACGGAAACAGCGGAGUCACAGCGCAGACCUCACAGAUGAACGGUCACGGUUCACUGUCUCCAGAUGUUUCUGCCAAAAAGUCGGUUGGAAAAGCUCUGUACGAGCAAAGGAAGAACUACAUCAGAAACAGCAUCAACAGCCUGACGGACACGUCACAGUACCAUGUGGAGCAUCUGACCACGUUUGUGAUGGACCGUAAGGAGGCGAUGCUGACCAUCGAGGACGGCAUCAGGAAGCUGCGUCUGCUGGACGCUAAAGGGAAGGUGUGGACGCAGGACAUGAUCCUGCAGGUGGAUGGGAAAGCCGUCAGCCUCAUCGACAACGACAGCAAGAACGAGUUGGAGAACUUUCCUCUGGGCUCGAUCCAGCACUGUCAGGCCGUGAUGAACGCCUGCAGCUACGACUCCAUCCUGGCUCUGGUGUGUAAGGAGUCCGGUCAGGGCAAACCGGACCUGCACCUGUUCCAGUGCGACGACAUCAAGGCCAAUUUGAUCCACGUGGACAUCGAGAGCGCCGUCAGCGACAGCAAGGGCGGGAAGCUCAAGAAGCGUCCGGAGGUGCUGAAAAUGAUCCUGAAGAGUGACGGGACCAUCCCUCCGCCCCCAGGAGGCCCCGCCCCCGAGCCUCCAGGAGCUGUCAAUCAAGUUCACGCCAAGAGCCGGGUGGCCAGUUGGUCUGCGUGGACCAAUCAGCAGGAGCAUGAUCCACAGAGACAUUACACAGAGCUGGACGGCUCUCCUGAGAUGAGCGCAGGGCAAGUGGGCAGAGACGUGCAAAUCCUCAAUCACAUUCUGGACGACAUCGAACACUUCGUCACCAAACUGCAGAAAGCCGCCGAGGCCUUUAAUGAGCUCUCCAAACGCAAGAAAACCAAAAAGAGCAAAAAGAUAGGACCCGGAGAGGGGGUUUUGACGCUUCGAGCUAAACCUCCGUCUCAGGACGAGUUUAUCGACUGUUUCCAGAAGUUCAAACACGCCUUCAACCUGCUGGGGAAGUUGAACAACCACAUUCAGAACCCCAGCGCUGUGGAUCUGGUCCACUUCCUGUUCAAUCCUCUCAGACUGGUAAUCCAGACGUCUGGAGGGGUGGAUCUGGCUAAAAGCGUGAUCGUUCCUCUCCUCACCAGAGAAGCCAUUGACUUCCUGCACGUGGCAGGUUCGGCGGAGGAGAGACACCUGUGGGUCACGCUGGGAGAGGGAUGGACCAAAUGCAGGUUGGAGUGGCCGAAGGAUCACCCGUUUCCUCCGCACACGCUGUGUUUCCGGGACGGUUGGGAGCCGCCGGUGCUGGUGUCUCGUGAGCAGGACGUGGCUCAGCUGGCAGAGAGGCGUGGCACGGCGCACACCGAGCUUCAGAGACCUGUAGACGUGAGAAGCACUUCCAACUUUAACAUGUACAGUGUGAUGCUGAAGCUGGAGGCUCACAGCCAGAUGCAGAGGAACUUUGCCAAAUCCAGAUACGACUUUGUGGCCAGAAACAACACUGAACUGUCUGUGAUGAAAGAUGAGGUGGUGGAGGUGCUGGACGACAGGAAGCAGUGGUGGAAGGUGCGUAAUGUGUCGGGCGCUUCGGGAUACGUGCCAAACAACAUCCUGGAGAUCAGCAGGGCAGUGGACGUGACGAGCCGCGGGGAGCCCAUCUACAGCCACACCAUACAGAAGCAGCGCUCGGAUUAUGUGCCCAAACUGGUGGUGACGGAGGCCCCGCCCACCCCUACAGCCCCGCCUCCUCCCGCCCCGCUGCAGAUCCCCACCCCCCCACUGCCCCCCGCAUCCACCCAACAUCAGGACACUCCACCAGACGACAGCCAACAAUACAACAACAGCAGCGAGAGCGACGGAGUGACCAUGAGAGAGCAUCAGAGAGAGAGAGCCGCGCCUGCCAACCGUACGUCGAAGUCCAACAUGGAGGAGGUUCAGGACGAGCUGAUGCACAGACUGACUCUGGGCCGCAGCGCUCAGAAGAAGUCCCAGACUCCGUCUCAGUCCAGCAGCUCGACGGCGGUCAACAUCUCCUUCGACUCCACGCCGGACGACGUCAAGGCCUGGCUGCAGCUCAAAGGCUUCAGCGAAGUGACCAUCAACAGUCUGGGAGUGCUGACCGGUGCUCAGCUCUUCUCUCUGAACAAAGACGAGCUGAAGACCGUCUGUCCUGAUGAUGGAGCUCGAGUCUUCAGCCAGAUCACCGUCCAGAAAGCUGCUCUCGAGAGGAGCCCGGGCUCGGAGCUGCAGGAGAUCAUGAGGAGACGCCAGGAGAAGCUAGCAGCGGCCGCGGAUUCCGGCGUGGAGUCCUUCGACGAGGGGACCAGCCACUGACCCCUCUCUCACCUCUGUGACCUCUGACCUCUUACAGGACGCCGUGGAGCGCGCUCAGUUUGCCGCCAUAAUGCGCCGUCGUCAGGAACUCUUGGACCCGUCCGAUAACGGAACCGGAUCGGAUGCGGACGAACGCUCGUGACGAGAUUCCCAAAG
Molecule: messenger RNA, 2617 nt
Organism: Carassius carassius (crucian carp)
Lineage: Eukaryota; Metazoa; Chordata; Actinopteri; Cypriniformes; Cyprinidae
Product: epidermal growth factor receptor kinase substrate 8-like
Exons: 20
Coding region: 143-2461 (772 amino acids)
Biological process (GO): regulation of Rho protein signal transduction; positive regulation of ruffle assembly; Rho protein signal transduction
Cellular component (GO): vesicle; ruffle membrane; plasma membrane
Molecular function (GO): actin binding
Source: RefSeq, a predicted model, not a curated record